CCAUGAUGGUUUUAUACACAGUCCAAAAUAUGUAGGUUGUAAACAAAUAGGACUAAAAUAAUAAGGAAAGACAGUAUACAAUCAUAAUCCUUUGAAGUUUAUUGAAACACUGAAUGAUCAAAACUUAUAAAUAAAAUUUGUGCUAGAUCAUACAUAUUAGUCAGGAAAUGUGACAUAAUUAUUUAUUGGAAUGUGUAUUUUCCUAUUUCUCAAUCCGAAAACAAAAAAAUCAAACAAUAAGUUGUGCAAUAACAUCAAGAAUUUUGGUGUUGAACUCAAAAGAUUAAAUUGAACAGUGUUAAGCCAGAAUGUCAGCAUCGUGGGUGGGAAGUGUUGUAUCUAUUGACUGUGGGGAUGUCUUGGGGACCUACCAAGGUUACGUGAAAGAUGUAAAUGGCGCUGAACAGACUCUCUCAAUCUCCAGAGCAUAUCGCAAUGGGUUGACCUGUAAGCUGCCUGUGAUAACACUCAACGCAUGUGACAUCAAAGACUUAAAGAUCUUGAAGUCGCCAGAAGAGGCUAAGAGAAUGCCACAGAUACCAGAUACACCAGAGAAGAGUCACACAGAACUACUACAGAAGGAAAACAAGCGUAGGACACCUACAUGCAACCGCAGGAUCAACAAUGCAACACCUCCUCAAGGACGUACCGCAACAUCCCCAAGAGGAGGACGAAUUGCGGCUAAUGUUAUGCAUAUGAAUGGAGGGACUAAUAGUCAUACAGGAACUCCAUCUAAACCCAAAGAGGAAGCAGGUUUUCGAAGAAGGACCAACUCAGGUGAUAAAUUGAAUAAACGAAAUGAAAGGGGAAAUAUGCAAGAAUCCAGUACAUCCCAUGUGAAUGGUCACAGAGAGACUGCACAACAGAGACGCACAGGCUCACAGCCGAGAAAAAUACAAACCCUCAAACAGCCAGGAAAAUCAGAUUGCUUUAGUGCCCCUAUGGACUCUUUCCUUGAUGAUUUUGACUUUGAGAAAAACUUGGCAUUAUUUGAUAAGCAAGCAGUAUUUGAAGAAAUAGAGAAUUCCUGUAGCGGGAAUGAAAUGAACGCACCUCCUGUGAAAUAUCGCUGCGAUGAGAAUGUGCUUAAGUCAGGCCCUACUGUGUUCAGACAGAUCCAGCUACCGGAAGGGGAUGCCCCAGAAUAUGUAACUGAUAGUGGUUUAGUGGUGCCAUGUAUGAGCUAUGAGCUGAGGAGUCGAUUGUUUGCCACAGCAGAAAAACUGGGUUUCUCCUUGCAGAGACAGACAGAGAUGGUGGGGAGGUCAGCCUGUGAGAUGGUUAUGACGCUACUGGGAGGGGGUAGCAGACUGAACCCACAGAACUCCCAUCAGAAGCCUAGUGUCGUUGUGUUAUGUGGACCACAUAGACAGGGUGCGCAGGCUGUGAACUGUGCCAGACAGCUUGCCAAUCAUAAUGUACAAGUGACUCUGUUUGUGCCCAACUUUAUUAAGAUGAUAAAGGAAUUAACAGAGGAGAUUCAGCUUUUUGAACUCACUGGAGGCAAAAGAGCUAGUAAAAUUAAUGAACUUCCCAAAAAGCCAGUUGACAUUAUAAUAAAUGCUAUGGAUACUCAUGACAACUCCAAUAUGAAAGUCCAGACCUGGUACACGAGCGUGGUGGAAUGGACCAAUCAGAGUAAGGCUCAAGUUAUCGCUAUAGACCCACCAGUAGAGGGCAGCACAAUAGGCACAAAAUGGUCGCUAAGUUUGGCGAUGCCAUUGAAUCUGAGCGAGAAAUGUGGUCAGAUUUAUUUAUGUGACAUUGGCCUUCCUAAGAAAGUGUUCAAGGAAGUAGGGGUCAAGUACCUAUCUCCAUUUGGACACAAGUUUCUCAUUCCUUUACACAAACCACAAUCGUGAAUCUUUGAUUGAAUUCUAUUCUACAGGUUGAUUUUUUUCUGGAGAGACCCCUUAGACUAAUGCUGUAGCCUAGAGGACAAAUUCAUGGAGACUCCUUAGACUAAUGCUCUAGCCUAAUGGCAAAAUUUAUGAAUUCUUUGAAAUUGUAAUUUAAGAUUCGAAUAUGUUUUAUCAUUGUAUAGGUUCUAUUAUUUAAAUGAAGGUCUUGUUUAAUGGUGCUCAAGAAAAUUAUAACUAGAAAUAUGAACUGAUCUUAAAUGACUGCUGAUAUGCAAAGAUAUUGCUUUUU
Owenia fusiformis is the source of this 2151-nucleotide messenger RNA. The record is from the annotation of a GenBank genome assembly. NCBI's taxonomy places the organism in Eukaryota, Metazoa, Annelida, Polychaeta, Sabellida, Oweniidae.